Messenger RNA from Melozone crissalis (California towhee), 2544 nucleotides. It is a transcript of the gene FSBP, whose product is annotated as fibrinogen silencer binding protein. NCBI's taxonomy places the organism in Eukaryota, Metazoa, Chordata, Aves, Passeriformes, Passerellidae. The record is from RefSeq and is a predicted model, not a curated record. The transcript is spliced from 2 exons. The coding region runs from base 499 to 1395 and encodes 298 amino acids.
CUCGCCUCCCGCUCCCCGUAACGCGCCCUGCCUCGCACAAAGCAAUUGUUGCUUUUUGGGGGGGGACGUCGUUACACGUAAAAUCAUCUCCAGCACGGUUUCAGUUUGAGAUUGUGAGAGGGAGCCGGGAGAUGUGUCAGAGCUUGUUACUCCAGCUAAAUUAGGUAAUUUUUAGCUGGGUAACGUGCUAAUCUUUAAACCUUUAUGUUUUUAAAUCCUGCAUAUGUCUGGUCUCUUCAUACAAAAGUGUAUUUUGCUUGUUUCUUCUCGCCUUCUUCAGUCUGAAGCCUUAUGUAGGUCAGGCUUGGCUUAAGCAGAUUUCCUGAACCUGCGUCAGCUUAAGCUGAAGGAAUUUUAAUAAACCCUCCCUUGUAGGCGUGGGCCUAAAUGAGACUAGCCUAGUUAAGCCUGAUCUUUUUCUGUUUGUGAAAAAGAGCUGAGCAGAGCUAGGGACUGCAUGGUGGCUCCAGGAACGGCUUCCUUAAUUCAAAGAUAACAAUGGUUGGGAAGGCCAGAUCUUCUAAUUUUACCUUAUCUGAAAAGCUUGAUUUGCUAAAACUCGUGAAGCCGUAUGUUAAAAUUCUCGAGGAACAUACCAAUAAGCAUUCUGUAAUAGUGGAAAAAAACAAAUGCUGGGAUAUUAUAGCUGAUAACUACAAUGCCAUCGGAGUAGAUCGCCCUCCUCGUACUGCACAGGGCCUGCGCACGCUGUACAAGAGGCUCAAAGAAUAUGCCAAACAGGAGCUAUUGCAGCAAAAGGAGACUCACUCAGAUUGUAAAAGCAGCAUUUCCGAGCCAACCAAGAAAGUUGUGGAAAUGAUUCCACAGAUUUCCAAUGUGUGUUUAAGAGACAGGAGCGGUGUUCAAAGUGCUAGUAUCGAUAAAGAAACAAUUGCUGGCACCAGUUCACCACAGGCAAUGUUGGAUCACCAUCCUGCGACAGUCAUGAUGGACUUGCAGUCAGAAGAGGAUGUCAAACCUCCUCCUUCUCUGAUUAUAGACUCCCAGCAGAAUGAGAACUUAGAACAAGAGGAGGAACACCAGCUGGUGCAUAUUAUGGAAAGGUCUCCUUCAACAUCAGUGUCUUCAGUUGAUAUGAGAGUGAUGAUGUCUCCUUCCCCUGUACCGAGAAGAGAUGAGUUUUUUAGGCUUGAGGUUGGAGAACGCUUUAGACCAAUGUGUGGUUAUGACCCACAGAUGUUGCAAAUGUUGAAAGAGGAGCAUCAAAUAAUAUUAGAAAACCAAAGAAAAAUUGGUCUUUAUGUCCAAGAAAAAAGGGAUGGUUUGAAAAGAAAGCAGCAACUGGAAGAAGAACUGUUGCGAACAAAAAUCAAAGUAGAGAAGCUGAAGGCAAUACGACUACGCCGUGAUCUGCCAGAAUACAACAAUAUCUAAAUAUUUUAUUACUUCUGUCAUAUUCUUUGAAAUACUUAAUAAUAAAUGCAAAAUUGUUUCUUAUGUUAAUAUGGAUGAAUCAAAAUCUGGGCUUGAGACAUGAAAGCAUAUGUUGUUUAACAAGUACCUUAGAAAGAUACCUCGUGUGGGUUUGAAUGCACCAACUCUUCUGGUCUAAAGUAUAGUCAAAUCCAUGUUUAAGUGUUUAGAUUGAUAAAAAUCCAAACUUUAAAAACAUUUCCACUUAUCUCUAGAGUUUUGAUGAGCUAAUGGAAAUUUAAUUCAGUUCUUGUUAAAAAUUUUGGUCAUAUACAUUAUUUUUUCAAAUAAUCACCUUUAAUAUCUUAAUGAAGUUGCAGGUAAAUAAAUGCAUAUAAGAAGGAGAAAUAAGAGGCCAUGUUUAAAUGUUUUAUUAUUUUCAAGUUGGUAAAUCUUAUGACAGUAGUGACGUUUUGCUGAUAUAACAGCUUGGAAAACAAAAUUACUGGAUUGUUAUAUUUUUUUAAUGUUCAGUAGACAUUUGAAUAAAUGUACAUCUUUUUAAAAGUUGAUACUUUUUAAUUGUUUCCAGUGGAGAAGUGUUUCCAUAGGAUGUUAUCAAAAGAGAGAUAGUGAAUGCAACACUUGGUUUUUAAAACUGCAUGCAUGUGUAAUUUGUGUGUACAGUUACCAUGAUUGUGUAUUCAGUUAUAGUAAUUAUACUGGUGAUCAACCAUAUAAAUAUCUACUUUGCUCAUUUGCAUGCAUAAUUACUGCAGUGCAUGUGCAACCAAGACAGUUGCAGGUGCCUUUGAUCAAUAUCACUAUGACUAUAAGCUACUGAAAUAAAAUAGUUUCUGUAUGUAAGUAACAUGUGACUUGAAAUCAACAGCAGAUUGUGUUAUUCUGGGUCCCUUUUAUAGAUCCUGUUGUUCCCAUCUUUCGAUUAGUUUCAAAUAAAAAGCCCCAAAUGAAAACAAAAUUGAUUCUUCUGUCUGUCCUGGUAGCAGCUGUUUCCUCUGUAGUUAUGAUCAACUUUAAUAACUGGAAGAAAAAUACAUGAAAAAUAUCAGUCCCAGAUGAUUAAUUUCUUCAUAAUUCUUAGUCUCCUGCCUCUUGUGAAUGUAUCCACAGCUGCCUUAGACCUCUGGCUCCUUAUUCCCUGUAACA